This is a messenger RNA of Momordica charantia (bitter melon), 1658 nucleotides long. NCBI's taxonomy places the organism in Eukaryota, Viridiplantae, Streptophyta, Magnoliopsida, Cucurbitales, Cucurbitaceae. The record is from RefSeq and is a predicted model, not a curated record.
CGUCCCUAUAUAUAAGCGUUCCCUGCUUCGGUCUUCCCACUACUUUUUCUCUCUCGCGGGCUCCUGCAAUUCAGCCACGUUCCUUGGAAUUUGAGAAUUUGAGAAGACCCACACAAAUCGCUUCAAUGCAGAGCUUCCUACGGAGGAGAUUGUUGUCGCCAUCCAAAUCCCUUUUCCCCCUUCGCCGGUUCUCUCAGGCUGUUCAGAAGGAGCCUUCUCCCCACAAUGACGCCGCCGUUCCUUCUAUUCCGCCCUUCCAUUACUCUCCUCCGGUGGUCUUCUUCACCAAUUCUGGGACGGAAGCCAACGAGUUAGCUAUGAUGAUAGCUAGGCUUUAUACUGGAUGCCACGACAUAAUAUCACUAAGGAAUGCUUAUCAUGGAAACGCAGCGGGGACCAUGGGGGCCACCGCACAGAGUAACUGGAAAUUUAAUGUCAUACAGAGUGGAGUUCAUCAUGCUUUGAACCCAGAUCCAUACAGAGGUGUCUUUGGUGCAGAUGGAGAAAAGUAUGCAAAAGAUGUUGAAGACUUGGUUGAUUUUGGAACUUCCGGUCAAGUUGCUGCUUUUAUAUCUGAAGCAAUACAGGGAGUUGGGGGUAUUGUUGAAUUAGCCCCUGGUUACUUGCCUGCGGUGUAUGAGACCAUAAAGAAAGCAGGAGGCCUCUGUAUUGCCGAUGAGGUUCAGUCCGGAUUCGCUCGUACUGGAAGCUUCUUCUGGGGGUUCGAGUCCCAAGGUGUUGUUCCUGACAUAGUGACAAUGGCAAAGGGCAUUGGCAAUGGUAUUCCCCUUGGUGCAGUGGUGACCACUCCUGAGAUAGCUGAGGUCUUGACUCGUCGCAGUUAUUUCAACACUUUUGGUGGCAACCCUGUUUGUACUGCUGCUGGACUGGCGGUUUUGAGAGUGAUUGAGAAGGAAAAGCUCCAGGAAAACGCCUUUGUGGUUGGCACCUAUCUGAAAGAUAAACUCACUGCUUUGAAGGACAAAUAUGAAAUUAUUGGAGAUGUGAGGGGAAGAGGACUGAUGCUAGGUGUUGAACUUGUUACUGAUCGUGAGCUGAAAACGCCUGCAAAAGCUGAAACUUUGCAUGUGAUGGACCAAAUGAAAGAAUUGGGAGUGUUGAUUGGGAAAGGUGGAUACUAUGGAAACGUGUUCAGAAUUACUCCUCCCCUCUGCUUCACCAAGGAAGAUGCAGAUUUCCUUGCGGAUGCAAUGGACUAUACAUUGUCUAAGAUGUGAAGUUUGAGAAGGAAGCAUAAGAAUAAGCAGUGGCAUCUGGUGGUGAUCAUAAACACAGAGGCAACUGAAUUCGUAUAGUAUCUCUCUCUCUCUCUCUGUUUUAUUAAGGCUCUGUGUUUAUAAGAAGUAUUAAUAUAUAACUUUUGUGUAGAUUUGUACUUGGGUUAUCUUGGCAAAUAUGAGUCAACACCUCGUUGUCUCUUCCCUUGAAAUUCAUGCCCUUUUUUUUCUCUCUCUCUCUCAUUUCACCCCCAUUGAAUUCUUAAUAUUAAGGUUACAUAGAGUAACGUUGUGGAUAUGGUCCUUUCUCUUUGGAAUAUUGGAUCGUCAAGUUUUAUUGUUUCAUUUUCCUUUUUUGUCGAUCAUGAGGACAUCUUCAGGUUUGGUUACCGUCGUGCAUGAAAAACUCUUCGUUAUGUA